Molecule: messenger RNA, 1332 nt
Organism: Macadamia integrifolia
Lineage: Eukaryota; Viridiplantae; Streptophyta; Magnoliopsida; Proteales; Proteaceae
Product: agmatine coumaroyltransferase-2-like
Exons: 1
Coding region: 1-1332 (443 amino acids)
Molecular function (GO): acyltransferase activity, transferring groups other than amino-acyl groups
Source: RefSeq, a predicted model, not a curated record
AUGAAGAUCAAGAGGGAGAGCUCAAGAAUAGUGAAGCCAAUAUAUGAAGGAGAUCACCCACCAACCACUCUCCACAUUCCUUUAACAGUCUUUGAUAAGGCCACAUACAAUGCUCAUGUAGCAAUCAUCUAUGGUUAUAGGCCGCCGACGCCGCCAAAUGCAGCAAUCGAGCGAGGGCUUCGUAAGGUCUUAUCGGAGUAUAGGGAGUGGGCAGGCAGGUUGGGCGUGGCUGAUGAGAAGGGCCGGCGUCGCCCCGUUAUUCUACUCAACGAUGGCGGCAUCAAAUUUGUUGAGGCCUCAGUUGAUUGCACCCUUGAUCAGGCUAUCAUGCCCUUCAAGCCAUCACCCAUGUUACUAAACUUUCAUCCUAGCCUUAAGGGUGUGGAAGAGCUGGUGCAAGUCCAACUCACUCGCUUUACUUGUGGAUCUUUAGUUAUUGGGUUUACUGCACACCAUCUAGUAGCUGAUGGGCACUCAACUAGCAACUUCUUGGUAGCAUGGAGCCAAGUAUGCCGAGGCAUUGACAUGAACCCAUGUCCCUUCCACAAUCGCUCCAUUUUCGCCCCUCGAGAGCUGCCGAUCUUAGAAUUCGAACACAGAGGAGUGGAGUUCACAAGCAAGAAGCUCAGCAAAGUAUUUCCUCUCUUUGAACAAUCACAAGUAAUAACUGAAGAUAUAGUGGUGCACAAGGUUCAUUUCACAUUGGAGUUCCUAGCCAAUCUCAAGGCUAGAGCUUCUUCGAGCCAUGGUACUAAUAAGCUCUAUAGCACAUUUGAGAGCUUGGCUGCCCAUCUUUGGAGAACUAUCACAACGGCUCGUGGGCUUAAUGGAUUUGAGAUAACCCAAGUUAGGAUCUCAGUGAAUGGGCGAGGGAGGUUGAACCUCAACCCAUGUGUGCCCAAUGAGUAUUUUGGAAAUUUGGUGCUAUGGGCAUUCCCUAGUGCAAAGGUAGAGGACCUCUUGAGUGAACCACUGCCUUUUGCAACCAAGAUCAUACAUGAUUCCAUAGCCAAAGUGAAUGGUAACUACUUCAAAUCAUUCAUUGAUUUUGCCAGCUACAAGGUGGAUGAAGAAGGGCUUGUGCCGACCGCCGACAUGAACAAAUCAGUGUUGUGCCCGAAUUUGGAGGUGGAUAGCUGGUUGCGGUUUCCAUUCUAUGACCUGGACUUGGGUGGGGGAAGCCCUUUCAUGUUCAUGCCAUCUUUUUUUCCAACAGAAGGGAUGAUGUUUCUUCUCCCUUCCUUCAUAAGGGAUGGAAGCAUUGAUGCCUUUAUACCCUUGUUCCAACAAAACUUAGUUGCCUUCAAACAGAUCUGUUACAGUCUAGAUUAG